Molecule: messenger RNA, 1257 nt
Organism: Calypte anna (Anna's hummingbird)
Lineage: Eukaryota; Metazoa; Chordata; Aves; Apodiformes; Trochilidae
Product: mas-related G-protein coupled receptor member H
Exons: 2
Coding region: 234-1178 (314 amino acids)
Biological process (GO): G protein-coupled receptor signaling pathway
Cellular component (GO): membrane
Molecular function (GO): G protein-coupled receptor activity
Source: RefSeq, a predicted model, not a curated record
CCACAACUGCAGAGGAGAGCUGGUGGGACCACAGUGAGGACCUCCUGGUGACCAGGGAGUCUUUCUUCUCCAUGUAAUGAUCCUGGGAGGAUCAGCUUGAGGUUGGGGAUCCGAAGGGAGUGGAAGAUGCCAGGACUCAGACACUGAUCUGGCCAAGCCCAGCUGGAAGGAGAGCCCUUGCCUGCUGCUUCACCAAAGUUAACACCAUCCCAGGAGCUGCCCAGCAUCCAUCCAUGGAGCUGAACCACUCGUCCCCACCUCCUGCACCACCCACACUGACCCAUGAUGGGGACAAACCCUGCAGUAUGGAUGUCACCGACAUGGCCUUAGAUGGCACCACGAUGCUCAUUGGCCUCUUGGGGCUGGUGGGGAACGGGGCUGUCCUCUGGCUCCUUGGCUUCCACAUCCACAGGAACCCCAUCACCGUCUACAUCCUCAACUUGGCCGUCUCUGACUUCACCUUCCUCCUCUUCGUGGUCACCUCCUCCCUCUUAUACCUGCUGGAGAACUUCUCCUGCUCCACUCUCGUGCCUUUGGUCUACCUGAGGACACUUUUCCUGCUCUCCUUGUUCUCCUACAACAUGGGGCUCUAUCUCCUCACAGCCAUCAGCAUCGAGAGGUGUGUGUCCAUCCUCUGCCCCAGCACCCACCACCCCCAGUGUUUGUCAGCCGUGGUGUGUGCCCUGCUCUGGGCUCUCUCCGUUGCUGUCAUUGCUGCAGUGACUUCCCUGUGCCUGUUCCACGAGCACGAGCCCUGCAGGAUGGCUCUCAUCUCCAUGUACCUCCUCAACUUCCUCAUCUUUGCCCCACCCAUGGUCAUUUCCAGCACAAUCUACUUCAUUAAGGUCCUUUGCAGCUCCCAGCAGCACCAACCCAGGAGGCUCUACAUCGCCAUCUUCCUCUCCAUCCUCUUCUUCCUCAUCUUCGCUCUUCCCCUCAGCAUCUGGAAUUUCCUGCAGCAGUUCAGCUACUCCCUCGUGUCCUCCCAGGUGGUUUUCCUGCUCGCCAGCAUCAACAGCAGCAUCAACCCCUUCAUCUACUUCUUGGUGGGGAGCUGCCGGAGGCACUGCUCCUUGAUGUCCCUCCAGGUCACCUUCCAGAGGGUCUUUGAAGAGCCAGAGGACAACACAGCCUGCAGCAACACCACCACCAUGGACACUCUGGCCCAAGCCUGUUGAGGUCUCUCCACUGCUCUGCUUGAGACCACCAGGAGAGCAGCUGAGGGUUUCCUUGAGCAUCCAGCUCAAUAAAUAUCUG